GUUUCCCCUUGUAUAUGCUAAAACUGGGUUCCCCUCUGCCACUGUUUUUCACUGUUCGUGAACAGUGAAAUGGCGGUAAUGCUCUUCGCUGCUGCUGAUUCUCAACGUGUUGAUCAUCGCGUAAUGCGAAGGAGGAUGCAAAAGCCGAAGCCAGCUCUCUCUCUUUCUCAAAGAUGCCUCUCUUCUUCUUCCUCUGAUCUGACCAAUCACAGUCAGAUUCUCUCUUCCAACACCCACAUCAAAUUUGGUAGGGUUUCCACGACCUCCUAAAACCUUUUGUUUUGCCAGGCAAGUCAUUAUUUUUUAAUUUUCCCCAUAAUUUUAUGCUAAUGUGGCCUGUUUCCCGUCCUGAUUCUCUCAGUCUUUGCUCCAUCUUCUCGAGCUCUCUCUCGCAGCUCAUCCAUUUUAUGCUAAUUGAAGAGCUCCUUCAUCUUCCCCAAUACUGGCGUUUUCGAAAAUUUCACUGUAUUUCGCAGAUUGGAGCCUUCUGUAAUGACCGGAGCUGUUGGGAUUUUGAAAAUAAGUGGCAGUAAUUUUUCUUUUGGGUUUCGUCUCUCUGGUAUUUAUACUGAACCCAAAACCCCAAAAGAUUUGAACUUUCAGGUAAAUUAAUUUACAUUUUUCUGAUUUUUUUUUCUUUUCUUUUUGGAGAAUUUGUUGUUAGAAUUUGUGUAAAUUGCUGCCAUUGUGUUAUGAGUUAGGAGAAAAACAGGGUUUCAGAUGCAAGGGACGAGAUGGUUAUGUGUGUUUUGCGUAAUUCAUGAUAUUUUAUGAAGUUUGGGUUGAGGUGUGAAUUUACUUGGAAAUGUAUGUAUGCAGUUUGCAUCAUUGGAAGAUGUUUAUCUAAUUCCAAGUAUCGAAUUGAUUUUGUACCAAUAUACAGUACUCAAAUGCUCUCAACAAAUACCCGCUUUCUCCCUCACUCUCAUGAUGAUUGCUGUGUAUUACCACGCCCAGAGAAGGUGAGAAUCCAGCCUUCCCAAACUUGGCCUGCCUUAUCGGCUGUGGAGUAUCAACAGGUGCACUUGAAAUUCCUUAUAAAAUUUGGAAUUGAGCCAUGGUCCUUUGAACAACAUUUGGGGCAAGCUGUUUUUAUCCCUGCUGGGUGCCCUUUUCAGGUUAAGAAUCUUCAGGAAAAAGAAAUCCAACAUUAUUCUUAUCAUUCACAUAUGUGUGCUUCUCAAGCUUUGUUCUAUACAAAUUUUAAUGCACCUGACACCCACUUCAGGAUCAUUGGCAUUGAUCAAAUAAGGAAAGGGAAAAGCAAUUGAUAAAGCAGAAAGCUUUAGAGAAAGCUAGAAAGCUUCAGGUAAUAAUCGUGAAUGUAUUUUGGGUUAUUCUUCUUUUCAUAGGCUCGAAAUGCAGUCCUUGUUUUGUGGUUGAAGUUUUCCUAAAAGGUAUUAAGAGCAGUUCCAGCCCAAGGAAAAUGGACCGGCACCAAGUGAAGAAAAUGGACCGGGACUCUGUCCAUCACCUCCAGCCCGCAAAACAGGCUGGCACCCAGCCCACGCCAGGCAGCAGCCCAGCCUAUUUCGGACAGACCCAGAAGCCGGUCCAUUUCCCUGGCGCGUGCACAACACGCGCGAGUCUUAGCGAGUAGCCGACAGGCUUUGCAGGCGGUGGGGCCUGCGAGCAGGGCAACUUGCAUUCAUCCGGCUGAGGGCUACGUGGCCCUCCUCAGAGUCGUUGGAUUUCCAA
Messenger RNA from Pyrus x bretschneideri (Chinese white pear), 1698 nucleotides. RefSeq lists its product as uncharacterized. Lineage: Eukaryota; Viridiplantae; Streptophyta; Magnoliopsida; Rosales; Rosaceae. The coding region runs from base 771 to 1271 and encodes 166 amino acids. Gene Ontology annotation, biological process: regulation of transcription by RNA polymerase II. Gene Ontology annotation, cellular component: chromatin; histone deacetylase complex. Gene Ontology annotation, molecular function: histone H3K9 demethylase activity; chromatin DNA binding; transcription coregulator activity. The record is from RefSeq and is a predicted model, not a curated record. The transcript is spliced from 4 exons.